Paramecium sonneborni is the source of this 2036-nucleotide messenger RNA. The record is from the annotation of a GenBank genome assembly. Lineage: Eukaryota; Ciliophora; Oligohymenophorea; Peniculida; Parameciidae.
AUGUCUUCAUUUGAAAUUCAAUUUCAAGCAAGAGCUCAAUAAAGUCUUUUGUAUUUAGAAGUAACUUAUUCCUUUUACCAUUAGAACUCCUACGAUGGUAUUUUAACAUCUUUCGAUUCAAUUGAAGAUGAACUCUAAUAACUAAAGAAAAUAUGCUAUUAAGAAACUCCAUUCAAUCUUCAAAUCCCAUAGCCAAUCAAAGUAGAGAUCCCAGUCUAAAUUAUUCCUGAUGAUCUUUAAGAGAUUAGGUAAAAUAAUAUAAAUCAAUCUCAUAGACCAAUAGAACAAGAGAAGCCUUAUUAACUGUUGGAAGAACUUUCAGAGAUCUUAGGCCAGGCCCAAGACAUUGAUGAACAAAUGUUCAAAGUGAUUCUUUAAGUUUUGAGAAAAGAGAAGAAUCUAGAACUGUUAGGAUUUCUGGAAAAAACAGAGAAUCAAAUAAGGAUAGAAGGGAUGAGUAAUCAAACCGAGAACCAAUAAGAUGUAAGGAAGUAGAUAAGGAUCAUGAUAAAUAUUUUGAGAAAUAUUUAACAUCAUUCUUUUUCUAAAGAAGAUUAUAGUACAGAAGUUUAUGAGGAGGAAAGAUUAAAUCUUAUCAAAAAGAUAGCAGGUAACAAGGAAAUAAUUGAAUUUCUCAAGUUUUUAGUAUAACUUACUAAUAUUGAUGAAAAAUAUAUUCAAUGUGGAUCAAAUGGAUUGAAUCUUUUAGUCGGUAUGAAAGUAGAUUUGACGAACCAAUGCUUCGAAGACAUCAGAAUAAGGAAUACGAAUUUAAUUGGAGCUAAUUUUGCAAGAUGUAACUUUAAUGGAUCUGAAUUCGAAAAUCUGGAUUUAAGUGGUGUCAAUUUAAAUGGAGCAUUACUAUUUAAUUGUAAUUGGAAGUAGAUAAAGGUCCAUGAAUUAAACAGAUUAGAUGGUCAUUCAAAAGGAGUAUUAUCAGUAUGCUUCUCCCCUUAUGGAACAAAUUUAGCAUCUGGUAGUAUUGAUUAGUCAAUCAGAUUAUGGGAUGUUAAAACAGGAUAUUAAAAAGUGAAAUUAGAAGGUCAUAGUGGUUGGGUAAAAUCAGUAUGCUUCUCACCAGAUGGAACCACUUUAGCAUCUGGUAGUGGUGAUAAGUCAAUCAGAUUAUGGGAUGUUAAAACAGGAUAAUAAAAUGCCAAAUUAGAAGGCCAUAGUGAUUGGGUAGAAUCUAUAUGCUUCUCACCAGAUGGAACCACUUUAGCAUCUGGUAGUAAUGAUAAGUCAAUCAGAUUAUGGGAUGUUAAAACAGGAUAAUAAAAUGCCAAAUUAGAAGGCCAUAGUGAUUGGGUAGAAUCUAUAUGCUUCUCACCAGAUGGAACCACUUUAGCAUCUGGUAGUAAUGAUAAGUCAAUCAGAUUAUGGGAUGUUAAAACAGGAUAAUAAAAUGCCAAAUUAGAAGGCCAUAGUGAUUGGGUAGAAUCUAUAUGCUUCUCACCAGAUGGAACCACUUUAGCAUCUGGUAGUAAUGAUAAGUCAAUCAGAUUAUGGGAUGUUAAAACAGGAUAAUAAAAUGCCAAAUUAGAAGGCCAUAGUGAUUGGGUAGAAUCUAUAUGCUUCUCACCAGAUGGAACCACUUUAGCAUCUGGUAGUAAUGAUAAGUCAAUCAGAUUAUGGGAUGUUAAAACAGGAUAAUAAAAUGCCAAAUUAGAAGGCCAUAGUGAUUGGGUAGAAUCUAUAUGCUUCUCACCAGAUGGAACCACUUUAGCAUCUGGUAGUAAUGAUAAGUCAAUCAGAUUAUGGGAUGUUAAAACAGGAUAAUAAAAUGCCAAAUUAGAAGGCCAUAGUGAUUGGGUAGAAUCUAUAUGCUUCUCACCAGAUGGAACCACUUUAGCAUCUGGUAGUAAUGAUAAGUCAAUCAGAUUAUGGGAUGUUAAAACAGGAUAAUAAAAUGCCAAAUUAGAAGGCCAUAGUGAUUGGGUAGAAUCUAUAUGCUUCUCACCAGAUGGAACCACUUUAGCAUCUGGUAGUAAUGAUAAGUCAAUCAGAUUAUGGGAUGUUAAAACAGGAUAAUAAAA